Molecule: messenger RNA, 1614 nt
Organism: Phoenix dactylifera (date palm)
Lineage: Eukaryota; Viridiplantae; Streptophyta; Magnoliopsida; Arecales; Arecaceae
Source: RefSeq, a predicted model, not a curated record
UAAUACUCGGAAAGGUGCCCUGGGAGCUCAGAUACAAAAGAGUAAAAUGAGCCCAACUGAAGCUCGUAUGGCUGCCUCAUUGCCUAUUGAUCAUGGAUCCAGCAGUAGAAGUCCGAUGAAGGAGCAGAGAGAUAAGGGAGCUUACAUGGUGCUGGUGUCUCAGGCAAUGAGUCCGGUGAGCCUGAGUUCAGUGGAGGUGGGCAAGAGGAGGCACCUAAUUUGGCUAGUCCAGCUGGGGAUUCUUCUUCCAAAGGACUUGCUGCUAACAAGAGGAAAAGGUCCGGUCAGGAUAUCGAACCAGACCGAGUACAAGGAGGAGCCUCGCAGCCUUCUGUUGAGACCACAGAGGAUAAUGUGGACACUAAACAGAAGCCAGGACAAAAUAGCUCAACUAUGGCAACUGUCAAGCCUAAUGGGAAGCAAGCCAAGGAUAGCUCGGAUGCCCCGAAGGAGGAUUGUAUUCAUGUGAGAGCACGGCGUGGCCAGGCAACUAAUAGCCACAGUCUUGCAGAAAGAGUGAGGAGGGAAAAAAUUAGUGAACGGAAGUUUCUUCAAGAACUUGUUCCUGGUUGCAGUAAAGUCACAGGAAAAGCAGUCAUGCUGGAUGAGAUCAUCAACUAUGUUCAAUCACUGCAACGGCAGGUUGAGUUUCUGUCAAUGAAGCUUGCUGCUGUCAAUCCCAGGCUGGACUUCAACAUAGAAGGACUUCUUUCUAAAGAUCUUUUUCAUUCGAGAGGCGGUCCUUCAUCUUCCAUUGGUUUCUCAAGAGAUACGGUUCAUCCUCAACUACAUCCAUCUCAACAGGGUCUUGUUCAAGCAGGGAUGUCCGGCAUUGUAAACCAUUCUGAUGCGCUUCGAACAGCAAUGAAUGCUCAACUGACUUCCAUUAAUGGAUACAAAGAACCUAUGCCUCAGAUACCUAAUGCAUGGAACGAGGAGCUCCACAAUGUUAUGCAAAUGACUUUUGGUGCUAAUCCCCCUCUCAAUGCCCAAGAGUUAAAUGGUAAACCUUGCGAGGGAUUCCCCAUGUGAAGCCGCCAACCUGUUCAUGCCCUUGAUAGCUAGAUAGUUCACAGUGGGUGCUGUCAGAUCAUACAAAAAUCGAGCUCUGAUCGUAUCUUUUCUACAUCUUGAGCUUGUUCGUAUUUGCUCUUUUAAGGAGAUAAUAAAGUUUGCAUGCUUCAAAGAUGCAGGGUAUACAAUUCUGGUAGUUCCAGUGGAAGAUGCAAUUUUUUUCUCUGAAUGAUAUAAUUCUGGAGCAUGAACAUGGUUGCUUCUUGUAUUAGCAAUUUUGGGGUUGUUCCCCGCAAGGCUCUACUACAUCUCCUAAAGUGCAUUAGUUCGUUCUUCAGAGAUUAAUAUAAGAGAGAGAGCGUAUUCCUGUGGAGAUAAUUUUCCUCUCUCUCAAAUUAGAGGUAUAUAGAGCAAUUUAACCAGAAACUUCAAAAGCUUAGCAAUGAGUAAUCACAGAAUCCUGUCACUAAGAGAUGCAUGACUAGGGUGGUUCUAUUUUUGCAGCACGAAACAAGUUUCUUUGUUCAAGGUAAUGGAAAAUAGAUGUUGUAGACUCACCUUUUAACAAAUAAUAUCAUGUUCCAUUUUCCUUCUUUAUUA